This is a messenger RNA of Marchantia polymorpha subsp. ruderalis, 2866 nucleotides long. NCBI's taxonomy places the organism in Eukaryota, Viridiplantae, Streptophyta, Marchantiopsida, Marchantiales, Marchantiaceae. The record is from the annotation of a GenBank genome assembly.
CGGGGCGGGCGGGAGGGUUCAAGGAAGGUUUAGGGUUUAGGGCCUUCACUCCGUUCGGUGCCAAUUUCGUCCCCAGAGCACCGGAGUCGCUCCGAUUAGCUCCAACCCACUGUCGGAUCCCGGCGGGGGUCGGGUUUUGUUAUCAAGCUUCGCAAGGAUGAUCGGACUGGCCUACACGGAGGGAUUGGAAUCAGUGCUUUUUGCGCUUUUGCAGGAUGUCGGUGCCCGUGAAGGGGACAGUGCUAUCAUCUUCUCCCUGUACGCUUAAGGAGUCUUCGAGUUUUCUCAAGCGUUUUCUGAACAGCGAAGUUCUGCCUGAGGAAGGUUUGCUGAGAGGCUACUUGACCAGCGUCGCGAGCGCCAUCGAGGAAGGAGUCACCAGGCACAAAUCCAACAAGCAACGCAGUCAGUUGUAUGGCAAGACAGAGGAGGUGAUUCAGGAAAGCAAAGGGUCGAAUAUUAAACUAGAAGUUAAAUCCGAACCAAUAGUGAACGGUGGCAAGGAAUCACAUUCUUCCCACUCCAAGAGGAAGGACAGGGCCGUAGACGGAAAGGAGCACGACAGCGGUAGCAGUAAGAAGGUCAAGAAGAAGGUGAAGAAAGAGCUCUAGAGAGGUGUAGACUCAUCACACUAUGAUCAACCCGAGGAUACCGGAGAAGUGGUACAAGUGAUCUUGUGUGUUUUAACCUCAUCUACCUAAAGCAUGCCCUGAGCGAAUUGCUGCUGUUGUUCAGCGCAUUAGUGCCCGAUGGAGUCAUUGCUCAAGGACGAUGUUACCUUGGAGGUCACCACCGUCACCGACGCUCUGAUGGAAGAAGUUGUAGUUUCUCCUGUGCCUGUCCAAGGUGGCGAUGCUACCGACACAGUCUCCAUGGAAGAAGAGUCGACGAAGAAUGAGAAGAAAAGAUCCAGGGAAGAAGUAGAGACAGCAGCCGAGGACGAGUCCGAAAAGACUCCCAAGGCCGCGAAAACCGAAACAGGAGGUGCUGCUGAGGUUGAAGAAUCUCUGACUUCCGAACCCUUGUGUGGGGCAGAAGUAAAGACGUCAACAGGAGUCUUGACAGGUGAAGGUGAAGAUGAAGGUGAAGCAGGCAAUACGAAGAGGUUGAAAAAGAGGAAAAUUGCGAUGAUAGUUGCCUAUUGUGGAGCUGCCUACCAGGGAAUGCAACGCAACCCUGGAGCCAUCACUAUAGAAGGAGAGCUUGAACAAGCUCUUUACCGAGCUGGAGCAAUAUCGAAGGAGAAUUUUGGUGUACCGAGGAAGGUAGACUGGAUGAGAGCUGCUAGAACAGACAAGGGAGUUAGUGCCAUAGGUCAAGUUGUUUCAGGUCAGUUUAUUAUAGAACCUGAAGGUUUUGUAGAACGGGUAAAUUCAUUUCUUCCCAAGGAUAUCGUCGUCUUGGGAUUCAAGAGAGUUACUGCAUCCUUCAAUGCGAAAAAGCUCUGUGACAAAAGGAGGUACGAGUAUAUCAUUCCUGUGUAUUGCUUUGAUCCCAGUAAACACUUGGACAGAGAAACUGUCAAUGCACUGAAAGUAGAGGAUAAGGAGAAACCAAACGAAAUUGGCGCAGAAGGCGCUAUGGAGGAAGCCAAAACUGACGGUGGAGAGACUGUCACUCCAACCGAGGUCAGGGAGACGGUUGUAGAUGAGAUAGUAGUUAUUUCAAACAUUACAACGGAGGAAUCAAAAAGUGGAAGUGGAGAGACACUCACUUCAGUUGAGGACAAGAAUGAACAUCCAAAUGGACCGACAGUCUUACAGGCUGAUGUGAAGGAGAAAUUUGUAGAUGGACAGGUAUGUGCACGAAUCGAAGUCAUGGAGGACCUUGAAUCUGCAGCAGGAGUUACUCCACCCCAGGUGGAAGGGAAGAGUGCUUAUCGGUUUGAUGAGUCCGAAAUGAAUCGGUUGAAUAGAGUUUUGGCCCGCUACAAAGGCACUCACAAUUACCACAACUUCACGGCACGGACACAAGCCGAGGACCCCAGCGCCCACCGAUUCAUCUUAUCAUUUGAAGCAGAGGAUGUUUUCACAGUGAAUGGCAUCGAGUUCGUGCGUUGUCAUGUAAUCGGCCAAAGCUUCAUGCUUCAUCAGAUUCGGAAGAUGGUCGGUCUUGCCGUAGCGAUCAUGAGGGGUGCCGCUCCGGAAAAUAUCAUGGACUUCGCUUUGAGAAAAGAUACGAAGUUGAACGUGCCAAUGGCUCCGGAACUGGGCCUGUUUUUGGAGGAAUGUUAUUAUUCGUCAUACAACAGAAAGUUUCAAUCGUCUCAUGAGGAGUUGUCGUUGAAAGACUUCAAGGAUGCUGUCAAUGAGUUCAAGAAGAGUGUUAUCUAUCCGCACAUUGCUGCUACGGAGGCAAGAGAAAAUGUAUUUCCAUUAUGGCUGCAUGGAAUGAAUGAUCGCCAUUAUCCAGACUUCGUAGCCGCCAGGCAAGGGACCUACAAGCCAGGAAAUCUAGCCAAGAAGGCUGGAUAGUUCCUUUAUGGUCCUUAAAUCCACAAUUUUUUACGCCCGCUGUUACUGUAUCGGGGCGUCAAGGUAGUUCGUCUUCCUUCAAGUAUUCAUGAAGGGUCUCUUAAUUACCGACGGUAGAAUAUGACAAUUAGAUUUGUAUCAAUUAUUGUCAUCAAACAUGUACACAGUAGUGCACGUUUGAUGCUCUCAAUUUUGGUCUAUUUACAUCUCCACAUUUCAGUUUUCUCCAGGCAAUUAGACGGUGCGUUUAGAAUGUCGGGUGAAACCUUUCAGCGUUCACUUGCUGCUAUUCACACCAGUAAGAAUGAAUACGAUUUCCUUCGAAACGGUUUUCGAGCAGUGUGUUGUAUGAUCGAGUGGCCUGAAGGUUGACAUACGAAUUUUUAUCCCAG